This is a messenger RNA of Castor canadensis (American beaver), 1187 nucleotides long. Its product is annotated as sialic acid-binding Ig-like lectin 14. Gene Ontology annotation, molecular function: sialic acid binding. The record is from RefSeq and is a predicted model, not a curated record. NCBI's taxonomy places the organism in Eukaryota, Metazoa, Chordata, Mammalia, Rodentia, Castoridae. Gene Ontology annotation, biological process: cell adhesion. Gene Ontology annotation, cellular component: plasma membrane.
GGGCACUCCUUCACUGCUAGAUGGACUCUGGCUGUGGCAGGUGUGGGAUGCUGGCCCUGCUGCUGCUGCCCCUGCUGUGGGCAGGGUCCCUGCAGGUGAAUCCAGGGUAUGAGCUGAAAGUGGCAGAGUCGGUGACGGUGCAGGAAGGCCUGUGCAUCCUGGUGCACUGCCACUUCUCCUACCCCUGGCCUAGGAGAAAUUACUACACAUCAUCCCCACCCUACAUCUACUGGUUCUUGGAUGGGGACACAAUCUAUGAUGAACCUGUGGCCACAAACAACCAAAACAGAGAAGUGAAGACUGAGACCAGGGACCGAUUCCAUCUCGUUCAGGACAUCAGGAACAACAACUGUUCUCUGCACAUCACAGACGCCAGGAAGGGGGACUCAGGACACUACGUCUUCCGAGUGGAAAGAGGAUCGGAUGUAAAAUAUACUUACCGGGACAAGAAGCUGACUUUGAGGGUGACAGCCCUGACUGAGAAACCCGUCAUCCACUUUCUGGAGCCCCUUCAAUCUGGCCGCCUCAGCCAGCUGAGGUGCAGCGUGCCAGGGUCCUGCCAAGGGAGCACAUCUCUCACCUUCUCCUGGAGAGGGAAUGUCAUCAAAAUGAUGGAUCCCAGCACUCUUCAGACCUCAGAGCUCUCCCUCAGUCCACGUCCCCAGGACCACAACACCAGCCUCACCUGUCAGGUGAAUCUCCAUGAUGUGACCACGGAGAGAACCAUCUGGCUCAAUGUCUCCUAUGCUCCACAGAACCUCAGCAUCAGCCACCUCAGAAAUGGCACAGCCCCACAGACCAUGAGCAGUGGCAUGUCACUUCCUGUCGUGGAAGGCCAGUCCCUGAGUCUGAUCUGUGUGGCUGACAGCAACCCCCAUGCUUCACUGAGCUGGUCCAGGAACAGAAAAGCCCUGGAUACUUCCCAGGUGUCAGCAUCUGGGGUCCUAGAGCUGCCUCAUGUAAGGACCGAAGAUGAUGGGGAAUUCACCUGCCAUGCUCAGAACCCUCUGGGCUCCCAGCAUCUUUCUGUGAGCCUGUCUGUGCAGAGAUGCCCUUCUUCCUGCCCAUGUGCAUCUGAGAAGCAGGAGGGAUCCUGGCCCCUGGUCCUCACACUAAUUAGGGGAUCUCUCAUGGGAGCUGGCUUCCUGAUUACCUAUGGCCUCACCUGGGUCUACUACACCAGGUGA